Sorex fumeus (smoky shrew) is the source of this 2206-nucleotide messenger RNA. RefSeq names its product kelch like family member 17 (gene KLHL17). The transcript has 12 exons. Bases 97 to 2043 code for a protein of 648 amino acids. NCBI's taxonomy places the organism in Eukaryota, Metazoa, Chordata, Mammalia, Eulipotyphla, Soricidae. The record is from RefSeq and is a predicted model, not a curated record. Gene Ontology annotation, molecular function: protein binding.
CGAGAGGGCCGCCGCCGCCGCGCAGUCCUCCGGUGCUCCGAGCCCCGUCUGCUGGUGCGUGCUCGCGGGCGGGCGGCGGGCCCGGCGGCCGAGCCCAUGCAGCCGCGCAGCGAGCGCCCGGCCGGCAGGACGCAGAGCCCGGAGCGCGGCAGCCCGGGACCCGGGCCCGAAGCGCCGCCGCCGCCGCCGCAGCAGCAGCAGCAGCAGCAGCCGCCGCCGGCCCCCGAGGCGGAGCGGCCCCGUCCCCGGCAGGCCUGGCCCACAGCCCCCAUGGAGGGCCCGGUGCAGCUGCUGAGCCGCGAGGGCCACACCGUGUCCCACAACUCCAAGCGACACUACCAUGACGCCUUCGUGGCCAUGAGCCGCAUGCGGCAGCGCGGUCUCCUCUGUGACAUCGUCCUGCACGUGGCCGCCAAGGAGAUCCGGGCGCACAAGGUGGUGCUGGCCUCCUGCAGCCCGUACUUCCACGCCAUGUUCACAAAUGAGAUGAGCGAGAGCCGGCAGACUCACGUCACUCUGCACGACAUUGACCCUCAGGCUUUGGACCAGCUGGUGCAGUUCGCUUACACGGCGGAGAUAGUGGUGGGGGAAGGCAACGUGCAGACCCUGCUCCCAGCAGCCAGCCUCUUGCAGCUGAAUGGUGUCCGUGACGCCUGCUGCAAGUUCCUGCUGAGUCAGCUGGACCCCGCCAACUGCCUGGGCAUCCGGGGCUUUGCUGACACGCACGCAUGCAGCGACCUGCUCAAGGCGGCCCACAGGUACGUGCUGCAGCACUUUGUGGACGUGGCCAAGACCGAGGAGUUCAUGCUGUUGCCACUGAAGCAGGUGCUGGAACUGGUCUCUAGUGACAGCCUGAACGUGCCUUCCGAGGAGGAUGUCUACCGUGCAGUCCUGAGCUGGGUCAAGCAUGAUGUGGACACGCGGAGGCAGCACGUGCCCCGGCUGAUGAAGUGUGUGCGCCUGCCCCUGCUCAGCCGGGACUUCCUGCUUGGCCAUGUGGAUGCAGAGAGCCUGGUGCGACACCACCCUGACUGCAAGGACCUGCUCAUCGAGGCCCUCAAGUUCCACCUGCUGCCUGAGCAGAGAGGUGUGCUAGGUACUAGCCGCACCCGGCCUCGGCGCUGUGAGGGGGCCGGCCCCGUGCUCUUCGCUGUGGGUGGGGGGAGCCUGUUUGCCAUCCACGGGGACUGUGAAGCAUACGACACCCGUACUGAUCGCUGGCACGUGGUGGCCUCUAUGUCCACUCGCCGGGCACGGGUGGGCGUGGCCGCCGUUGGAAACCGGCUCUAUGCAGUGGGCGGUUACGACGGAACUUCAGACCUGGCGACUGUCGAGUCCUAUGACCCCGUGGGCAACACCUGGCAGCCCGAGGUGUCCCUGGGCACGAGGCGCAGCUGCCUGGGCGUAGCUGCCCUGCACGGGCUCCUGUAUGCAGCCGGUGGCUAUGAUGGUGCCUCCUGCCUCAACAGUGCUGAGCGUUAUGACCCCCUGACGGGAACCUGGACGUCCAUUGCUGCCAUGAGCACCCGGAGGCGAUACGUGCGCGUGGCCACACUGGAUGGGACCCUGUACGCCGUGGGCGGUUACGACAGCUCGUCACACCUGGCCACCGUGGAGAAGUACGAGCCCCAGGUGAACGCGUGGACGCCUGUGGCCUCCAUGCUGAGUCGGCGCAGCUCCGCAGGCGUGGCCGUACUGGAGGGCGUCCUCUACGUGGCCGGGGGCAACGAUGGCACCAGCUGCCUGAACUCUGUGGAGAGAUACAGCCCCAAGGCGGGCUCCUGGGAGAGCGUGGCGCCCAUGAACAUCCGAAGGAGUACUCAUGACCUGGUCGCCAUGGACGGCUGGCUGUACGCGGUGGGCGGCAACGACGGCAGCUCCAGCCUCAACUCCAUCGAGAAGUACAACCCCAGGACCAAUAAGUGGGUGGCCGCCUCCUGCAUGUUCACUCGCCGCAGCAGUGUGGGCGUGGCCGUGCUGGAGCUGCUCAACUUCCCGCCGCCCUCCUCACCCACACUGUCCGUGUCGUCCACCAGCCUCUGACCCUGCGCACCCUCGGAGGCCGGGCCCACUGCCUCCCACAUGCCUUAAGCCUGCGGGGCAGCGCCCCCCCGCCCCCCCAGGGACAUUCUGCAUCGUCCGUCCGUGUCUCUGCGUCCACUCCUUGGUGUUGUGUGUCCUUUAUUUAUUUCCUCUGUGAUUCUGU